This is a messenger RNA of Pecten maximus, 5536 nucleotides long. RefSeq lists its product as uncharacterized. NCBI's taxonomy places the organism in Eukaryota, Metazoa, Mollusca, Bivalvia, Pectinida, Pectinidae. Gene Ontology annotation, molecular function: chitin binding. The record is from RefSeq and is a predicted model, not a curated record. The transcript is spliced from 8 exons. Bases 408 to 2540 code for a protein of 710 amino acids. Gene Ontology annotation, cellular component: extracellular region.
CGUUUUCGGGGCCCCGGCUUGUUCUGCAUGACUGAAUCUGGUAGUGAGACAAUGCUUCUAGGUAUGUUAUUCUCUGAAUGGUUGACCAUACUAAGUUCGACUGAGUAAUGAGAUGUUGUCAGUGGAGACAACGGGAAUUUAACAGUAUUAUGAAAAUAUAACUACUCGUGUUUUAACGGAUUUGAUUGGGACAUAAUGCUUAAGGUCUUUUAAAGACCUUAAUCAUUAUAUCUUCGCUGAUAACAUGUGAUAAGUGUUAUGACAGCUGGGAUUAUACAAUGGAUACUAUGGCCCGUGAUUCCAUACACAGUGGAUGGAUGUUUUACAGAUUCACAGAAGGCAGAAUUGUUAAAUAUGAACAAGGACGGAAGCAGUUCCUUGGCUUAUGUAAUUAAGACAAAAGGACAAUGGAAACACCAGCCUGGGUAAAACGUUUUGACGACGAACCAGAUCAACGACGUUCAUCUUGUGUCAUUCCAUCAAAACAUACCGAAACUUCUUGGGGUUAUGGCAGUUUGUCCGACCAGGAUCUGAGAUCAUUGCAUCACUCCAACAAUAAUUUCUCUAAUGAUUACUGUGAUGGACCGUCAGCGGACAAAGAGUUUCCCUGCAUUCGGACAAUUUCGCCUGAUUGUACAGUGGCGGAGGAAGAAAGACGAAAAAAGAAAAGAAGGCGACAGUUGGAUGAGACCUCAGGUUACAGCACAACUUCUUUGAGUGAAAUGUCAGAGUUCGAAACUCAUACAAAAAGAAGAGAUCGUCGGAAAAGUUCUAAUCCACAUCAUCAUUUGUAUGUAGGCAAAAGACGCGAAUCAGCGACUGACAACCGCAGUGAUAAAAGUAGGGUAUCUCAGCCUGCAAGUAGACGUGAAAGUGAAGUGUCAAAAACUCACUCAAGUAAACAUAUACGUGAAUUGUCCAAGGAAUCAUCACGGACGGAUUUAGACAGAACAGGACAACGCAUUCCGAGAGUUCAUUCUACUGCGGAAAGCAUCGGGAGUUUACAUAGUGGUCGAAGUGCACGGAGCAACCAUACGCACAGGAGUAAUCGCUCUAAGUCACAAACGUCACAGGCCAAGUUAGCGAGUGUCUGUUCGGCAGAUCACACGGACCCUUUUGCCUUUAUACAACCCGUACCCGAUUCAUUUAGUACCCGUUUACGGAAGACAUUGAGGCCCUGUAUGGGGGUGAUGAUAAUGCUUAUUUUAGCUGCAAGUCUAGGGGCUGCUAUUUACUUUGCUAUAGAAUUAAAAAAAACACACGAAGAUGAAAUAGAAAUGCUACGUGCCAAUUUAGCUGUAAAAAUAAAGAAUACGAGAUAUGGAAAAUCACUGGAUGAAAUGAUGCAGUCUGAUUUUAAAGGUCUGGCGUUAGACUACUGCCAACAGAUGGAUCGAUAUUACCAGCGUAGUCAUUUCAAAACCACUUACAGAGGAUGUGAAGUAAUAUCAAUCAAAAACGAGCAUAUCAACUUUACGUUAUUCUUCAUGGAGAAAGAUGCAACAACCAAGGAUAUUAUAUCAGUAAUAGAAACCGCCGCACCGAAAGUGGAUAAAUCUGGACAAGGCGAAGUUGUUGAAGAUAAGUUUGAAAUAGAAUUAGAAAACGUUAAGAUCACAAUAGAGCAUAAACGGACGCCUGUUUCGUUUAGUAAAUUGAGUAAUUCCUCACCUGAAGGGGAUUCUAAUUUAAAAGAGAGCGAAAGUAAAAGCAGAUCGUCAGGCGAUAGAAGCUCCAGUAAGGUGCAGAUUACAACUACACCGUCGACAACAACUACAACUCGCAGAACGACAACUACUAGGGCACCGUCAAAAACAGAUUUAGCGUGGACGCCAUGCGCCUUUAAGGAUGGUUCUUUCUAUCCCCAUCCCAUAGCUUGUAAUAAAUAUUUCCAAUGUGAACACGGUCAAUCGCGACUCCAAGUAUGUACAGGAAAUUUAUUAUUCGACGUCACUUCCGCCGUUUGUGUAGAGGACAGAGCAGACCUUGUUUGCCCGGAUGCAGCUGCUGCCCCGCCAGCUCCCCUGACUAGUUCUUCCUCCGCAAAAACCACGAUCGCCACUUCUAGUGCCAUACAGACGACGACACCUGCCACCAAAAAUGGCGACACGAGUUCGAACAGUUCAAUUGGGUCAUCAAUAUACCCAUCCCGACCUGCUUACUCGCGAACACCUUGUAAGACGGGACCACCUGGGAAACUUUUUCCACACCCUGACAAUUGUCUUAAAUUUAUACAGUGCAUCAGUCCUAAUAAGGGCGUGGUCCAGAAGUGUGCGACUGAUCUGGUGUACGACCCCGAAGCCAUGGCAUGCAUUUUCCCGCGGAACUUAGAACUGUUGUGUCCUGAUCUUGUUCCCUGUGACGGAAUUGUCCGAGGAUAUUUUCCACACCCGUACAACUGUUCAAAAUACAUUCAGUGUGAGUCGGGGAGUGAGGUGAUACAAUCCUGCAAUGUUGGUCUUGUGUGGGACCCGGUGAUAAAUUCGUGUGUUUUUAGAACUCCGUCGAGCAUUUGUCCAAACGCUAUGAAACCAGCAUAAUGUUUAAUACACAUAAGGGAUAAGAUUAUCACGCCAGCAUACGUUAGCAUCGUUAUGUAGAUGUCGAAUAGUCAAUAACCCAGUGUAAAGCUAUACAAAUAUGUAUGUAUAAAGUGGUGAUAUCCAGAACGACGGAGACCAUUCUAAGAUAAUGGAUUUUUCAUCUUAAAACCCAAAGCUGAUCAAGAUCAAACGGAUACAAUUAUUUGUAUUUAUUCAGACAUAAUGCUUUUCGUGAAUAAGAAUGUACUAGGUAUUGUUGCUGUCCACGUCACUUAAAAUGUCACCUACGAUAUUCAUGUUGAUUCACUAUCCAACGUGUUGUGCAUUAAAUGUUAUCACCACCCGUCAGGAAUGCCAUCUGGUCUGUGUCCCAUAUGGUAGUUUUUUUCGCCAUUACGUGCGCGAAAAGGGACAUUAGUGACAUUCGGAGGUGAAACGUCAUUCAUUGCUCUAAAAUGUUGUUUUAUUCGUCUAACUAGGGUGGAGUUUGAUUAAUAGCGUUGCCCGCCUGUAACUGGUACUUUCCCCCUCAUAGACCACACAUUAAACGUCAUAUUAAUUACCUACAUACUACCCAUUAAACAAAAGACACACCAGUUAGAUAUACGUGCUAAUCAACCAGUUAAUUAAUUGCCUUUGUUAUUUCCGUAUUUAGUCAUGGAACUCGGAAACGUUUUUGCAUCCGGGCUCCCUAGUAAGGGACAUGUAUUCGCGAUCGAUUGAUUUUACAUAAAUCCUGCAAUGAAGGUUUUGACGUAUCAUCAAGGGUUACUUUCGAGCAAUAUUUAGCUGUGAUGAUUAGAUAUAUACAUCCAUGAGUUAACUUUUUUAAUCUUAAGUAAUCUCAGUUAUAUUCAAACGCAGUAAUAAACGAGUGAUUAUAUUGCAAAUAUAAUAAUGUGUUACGAAGACGUUCUCUAACAAUAUAGACAUGAUUAACAUAACGUCUUUAUAUCAGUUGUUGUUUGCUUAUUUUUUAGUAUUAUGCAAACUUUUGGAAGAAUGUUUAAAAAUCAAUUAACCAGAUUUUAAAACACUUUAUCAACACCGAGUUCUUGUUAAUGACAUUAUUUAGAAUGUACAUACAUGGACUUGUGUAAUUGUAUUAGGUGUGAUACCACAAUGUGCUUGUUUGAUGAUAUAUGUAUUUAAUACACGGUGUAUGGAUGACAGACUAUAUACAAAAUGUAACGUCAUAUAAAUGAAUAAACUGCAUCAAGGGACAAUAACUUAUCCUACGUAAUAACUGUAGCUUUGUUGUUGUUAAAGAUUCUAUCCGUUUUAGCCUCACUACUUACUAUUUUGUCUUUGUGAUGUAAUUUUGUGCAGUAUUUGUAUACCCUUUCAUUAUUGACAAUCCCACAGAUAACGUUAAACCAAACUUUGUCGUUAUGUCUUUGUGCCAUUUAAGGAAUGCUAGUAAAGGAGCCAAUGUAGCAUAAUGUACAUUGUUCAUACUUAUACAUAGUUGUUGUAUCGCCUGUCCUAAAAUUAUCAUACUUAUACAGUCAUUUAAAGGCAACACAAUAUAUUUAGGUUGUAUUAUAUCACAUACGUAUUUGUAUAUAUAUUUUACCAAUAUUUGCACUCUUAUAUAAAGACCAUGUAUAUAUAUAUGCCAAAUGUUUAAGACCUUAAUGAGUCCUUAACAUAGGCAUAGCAAAGCAUUAGUUCUACUCUUUUAUGCAGAUAUUACCUAUAUACACCAAAUGUAUUGAUUACUAUUCUUUAUUCCAAAUUGUUAUACGUUAAAUAUUGAUUAUGACAAAAACAUUUACUGGUUCACACAUUUAACAUUGAGUAAUAUGAUUUAUAGUUAAGUUUGUCCGACUGCCUAUAUGACAUGGGCUGGGCUUGAACUGUGAAUAUAUGAAUGAAAUCAGCUUAAAUAAAAACUAGCGUGCUGUUUAUGGCAAUCGUGAUCCCACGUGACAUCGUAUGUCAGGAUGUGCAGAGGCAACUACAUUACAAACAUUGGUCACACCCACGACUUCCUAACACAUUUCCUAUGUUAACAUUCGAACAAAAUGUAUUAUAUCCAUCAAAUGUAACCUAAGUAUUUAGCUAGCCUGUAGUAAUGUAAGCUGUCUUCAAUAAGAAAAAAAUAUACCUGUAACGGUGAUCUAUCAAUGUUAAUGUUUUAGUUUAUGAUUUAAAACGAAUAUAAUUGAGUUAGACAAAUGUAUUAUGACACAUCACACGAUGGAUGUAUUCUUAAUUAUAUCAUACUUAUUAACCAUUGUCUUCAAUCAUUUCCCCAGCAACUUGACUGGUGUAAUCACGUAAUCCAAUAUUCAAUAUCAGCAUUUGAAACUGAUGUCUACACCGUACUAAUGUGUAUUUAAUGAUUGUCUAUUAUCCAGCACACGUAUUACUAUUUUACACUUACAUGAUAGAAAUCGUUCACAUUUCUAUUGUAUUGUUACAAUUUGUGCCUUGUAACAUUAAAUAAUGAUAAAAAAUACUGUAUUACUGUACAAAUGUUUAUAUUUUAAGAAAUGUAAAUUUACAAACAUUUGUUCUAUUUCUAAUUGAUUAUAUACAAUAGGUAACCGACCUUAUUGUUAAGUACAUGUGUACAUUACAUACCAGUUCUAGAGUAUUGUAUUGAUUUCAAAAAGGUUAAUUUUGUUUAUACACAUAUUAAUGUUGUACACCAUUAUCUAUUUCUGAUAUCAUAAACUACACUACAUUUAUGGUGGUAUAUACAUAUUGUAUAUCGAUAAUUAGUAUUCCUGUUUUAAUUAUAUUAUCAUUGUAAACCAUCAACAAACAAUUACGACGAGGCUCAACUGCAAUGAGUAGGUACUGUACAGGUACUUUAAUCUAACAACUUGGUUCGACAAUAAGGGAUAGCGUAUUGCUUUUCUUUGACAAAUGAAUGUCUAUGGCAGUACAGGAGGCUCACGUGCCAAACAUAUCGAGCGCAAACCAAAGUGUAUCUAUAUGAUAAAUACGAUUUGUGCGAACACCAAUAAAUUUAAUAUAAAGUA